Molecule: messenger RNA, 1762 nt
Organism: Labrus bergylta (ballan wrasse)
Lineage: Eukaryota; Metazoa; Chordata; Actinopteri; Labriformes; Labridae
Gene: mrps31
Product: mitochondrial ribosomal protein S31
Cellular component (GO): mitochondrial small ribosomal subunit
Molecular function (GO): structural constituent of ribosome
Source: RefSeq, a predicted model, not a curated record
GUCCACGGGGGCGACAUUAAGCCGUUGCAAAAGACACAAACGUCAGGAGCGUGGAAGGACAUUUCCAGAAGAAAUCAUGCAUAGAUUUUUAUUACGGACUCUAAACUUCGCGGUUAAUCAUCCGGUUAGUGUAUAUGAGUCGUGUGUGUCGAUAUCAAAAUGUGAGAAGGCUGCAGCUUCAGCUUUCAGGGUUGCAAAUGGAGGUGGAGUCAAGGCCCUCAGCACGAGUUCUUACAGGCACUGUGAGAAGAAAGAUGACGUUACCCCCGCUCAUCAGGAAGAGAAAACAAACGCUGUGGAAGACGUUGUCCCAACAGAAACGGCAACUUUGCUCACACCGAAAGCUGAAGGUGAAAUCACACUCGUCAAAAAAGAGGAACACAAUGAGGAGCCAGUGGUGUUGAAGACUGACGAUGUAGACAUGGAGCAGCAGCAGGCUGAUGUCAGAGUUGAAGAGGUUGUGGAACCACCAAAACAAGUGAAGAGCCCUGCAGCUAAUAGUGGGAAACAGAGUCUCCUUGACCUUCUUGGAGCUAUGAAAGUUGAAGUAACUAAUAAGAGCAAGCUUAAAAGCAAAAAAACAAUGAGUCCGAGGCCUGAAUCCAUCCCCAAGCCAAACCUAGCAGCUAUGGAGAGCACAAUCAGUAUGUUUCAGCAGGCGACAGGGGAGGCCGCGUCACAGAGCGAGGCUCUGGAUUCUACACUGGUCGCAGCUGCCUCUGCUGCCGCCUCCACUCUCCCAAACAGCAGCCAAGCCGAGUCUGAGCUGCUCCGACAGCUCAGGAAGAACGAUUCUGUCACUGAGGCUCAGAAGAAAGGAGACACGAACAACCUCGGGGUGAUUAUUGCCGACAUGAAGGUAGGAAAGAGAUACAACCGGCAGAGCGCUAAGCCGGCUAAUCAGAUCUGGUUUGAUGACGACGGCAAAGGAUACACACUAGAAAGAGGGAUCACUGCUGAACUGGAUGGUGUCCGGAGACGGAGGCCCAUGUUCUCCGGAAAAAGACUGAAUGUCUUCUCUCCAGCCACUGCUGCAGAUUCAGUUGAGACAACAGUCGCACGGCCAACUCUCUGGGACAUGGACUUUGCUAAUCAGUUAUCUCUGUCGACAAGCCAAUUCCCCCGCAACGGGCUUGAGGAAAUGAUCCAGUGGAGCAAAGAGGGGAAGCUGUGGCGGUACCCGAUCAACAACGAAGCUGGCCUCGAGGAGGAAGUCGGCGUCUCGUUCCAUGAGCAUAUCUAUUUAGACCGACACUUGGAGGAGGGUUUCCCCAGUCAGGGACCGGUGCGUCACUUCAUGGAGCUCGUGGUGGCCGGUCUGUCCAGAAACCCGUAUCUGACAGUCCAACAGAAGAGGGAACACAUUUCCUGGUUCAGAGACUACUUCCACCAGAAAGAGGAAGUCCUUAAAGAGGCUGAUGUGUACCUUCGCUAAGCUUAAGACAAUUCACUGGUUUUCAGUAGCUUUUGAAUGUGGACAGAUUAAAAGCAAGACUCCUGCAAGUCAGUGAGGCUUCGGGACGGUCAUCAUCUUUUCCCGUACAGCUUAAAAGGAUGCAGAAUAAAGCUGGACUAGAUUUCUUGACUCUUCCAGGAGAACAGUUUGUUUUGACUAGAAUCAUGUCUUGUUAUGUUAUAAAGCCUCGUUUGUUUAAAAUAAAUGUUCAGACUAUAGGAUACUGUUAAAUCUUUAAAUCACAGGCAAAGAUCUGCAGAAGAUGUUGUACAAAGUAUAAAAACAAUACAAAGCAGAAAAGUCGUA